Molecule: messenger RNA, 5217 nt
Organism: Acanthamoeba castellanii str. Neff
Lineage: Eukaryota; Discosea; Longamoebia; Acanthamoebidae
Product: RhoGEF domain containing protein
Exons: 15
Coding region: 1-5217 (1738 amino acids)
Molecular function (GO): guanyl-nucleotide exchange factor activity
Source: RefSeq, a predicted model, not a curated record
AUGAGCGUGUGGGGCGCGGAAGAUGCCGAAAGGCACGAACGAUUGCGAAAUGAAGUCAUGAGGGAGCUCGUGGAGACCGAGGUGGCCUACGUCGAACAUCUGAAGACCAUCGUCCAGGUGUUCGUCAACCCUGUCAAGGCCCAGGGGCUGUUGAACACGGCCGAGGUGUCCAACAUCUUCUCCAACAUCACGCUCAUCCUCACGAUCAACACUGAGCUCAUGAACGAUCUGCUCAAGAUCAAGAAGUCCAAGCCCUCGACCCAGAACAUCGGCGAAAUCUUCCUCAAAUUGGCGGACUACCUCAAGAUGUACACCCAGUACUGCUCCAACCAGGGGCGCGCGCUUGCCGAGAUAGAAAACCUGAAGAAGACCAACCCCCAGUUCUCCACCUUUCUCGAGGCACAACCGCCCCGCUCGCCUCCCACCCUCUCCCCGUUUCCAAAGCUGAUCGCCGAUCCACUUGACUUGGCGGUGGAAUGCAAAAAGAACGAGCGCUGUCACAGACAAGACAUCGGCAGCUUCAUCAUCAAGCCCAUUCAACGUAUCUGCAAGUAUCCGUUGCUCUUGAGGGAGAUCGUGCAACACACGCCGAAGGACCACUUCGAUUACGAGAACCUCCUGGCCGCGGUGGCCAAGAUGACCGAAGUCGUCACCGACGUCAACGAAAACAAGCGCAAGGUGGAGAACGUGCAGAAGCUCCUCGAAAUCCAGAACGCGAUCGUUUCGGACACUGGCGUCGUCGGCACCCUGAAGCUGGUGGAGCCCGGGCGCAAGUUCGUGCAGGAGGGCAUGCUGGUGGACCUCCGCGCCGGCAAGGAAAUGGAGCGGAAGUACUUCCUGUUCAACAACAUCCUCAUCCUGGCGCGGCCGAUGCUCAAGGGCAAGAACCAGGCCGGCGUCGUCUACAAGCUCAAGGACGAGAUCGCCCUCAAGCAGACCUUUAUCCGCGACAACGAGUCUGCCAUUGCGAAUGCGUUCGAUCUGGUCAACUUUGAGACGACCAAGUUCUACACGCUCGCGAUGCCCACGCUCGAGGACAAGCGCUGCCUCAUGCAGAAGCUGAGCGAGAUCACCAACGAGUAUACGGACAAGGCCAAGACCGACUCCACGCCCGACCAGCGCGGAGGCUACUCCAUCAGCCUCAGCGGCACCGCCAUCCGCGGCAAGCAGGACCUUCAGUCCCAGACCGCCGGAUACGGUUCCGGCAGCGUGGUGUUUGGGCAGAGGAAGGAGUCGGAGAUCCUGAUCCUGGAGAAAAAGGAGCGCGAGCUGGAGAAGGAGCACAAGAAGAUCCGGGCCGACUUCGAGGCGGUACUGAAGAGCAACGCCAUCGUGCUCAAGAAGAAGGACCGCAUCCGGCAGCAGCUGGGCGCGCUCAACGAGGAGAAGGAGAAGUUCCUCCAGCGCGAGUUCGACGAGCGGGUGCUGAUGUGGGACGAGGCCAUGCGCAAGCGGGACUUCAUCAACUCGGAGCAGCGCCGCAAGAUCAUCGAUCUCAAGCGGCGCAAGGACGAGCUUAAGGACGACACCAAGGACCUGAACCAUGUGGCCCAGGAGGUGCGCCGCAUCAAGGAGGCGCGGGAGAAGGGCGACGGGGGCGUGGAGCGCACCGAGAUCGACGUCUCCACCGAGGAGCAGGUCUCGUCGUACGACUGGAAGCGGCCCUACCCGCGCCAGCUCUACAAGGCGUUCGACCUCAUCACCGCCCUGGCCAAGGAUCUGAAUCUCGAGCUGGAGAUGCCGGAGAUCGUGCUGGUGGGUCUGCGAGGGCAGGGCAAGUCGACCCUGUUGGAGGCCUUCCUCGGCCACCAGUUCACCGACGUGGGCUACGGUGCGACGAGGAGGCCCUUGAGCCUGCAGAUCAAGAACCAGGCCGAGAGGCACGAGCCCAAGGUCCUGCUCAGCUACAUCUCCCGCAAUGGCGUGGAAAAGACCCAGGCGGUGUCGCUCUCGCACUUCCCGGAGGUGAUGAAGAAGAAGAACCAGGGCGCCUACUCUGCGUCGUCAUCUACCUCUUCGUUAUCGUCGUUGUCGUCCACUUCGACGUCUGCGGCAUCGAGCUCCGCCUCCACGCCGUCGUCUUCCAUGUCGACAAUCGUGAUGUCGACACGAAGCAAGGACCGCAAGGACGGUACCCUCAAGCGCGGCCAAGCCGAGCGCCACAGGGACGAGAAGACCGGCCGCCGCGACUCCAAGCCGCCGGCGUUCGACAAGCUGGCCGAGGCCGUGGGCGACGGCGCUGCCGCUGCCGAGAAAAAGGCCGACGGCGCCACCACGCCCAAGUCCUCCGCCGCCGCAGCCGCAGGCGAGCCCGACGCCGACAAGCAGAUCAAGCGCGAGGGCAGCCGCAAGAUGGAGAACAUCAGCUUCUCGAUCGACGUGCCCGUGGACAAGCUCGACUCGGUGCCGUCGCCGGCCAGCAGCACCGGCGGCAAGCUGACCUCGCCCCGCUCCUUCCCGCGCUCGGUCUCGUCGCCUCGCCUGAACGCCAACGCCGUCACCAAGGACGGCGCCGUGCCGGUCCGGCGCGACAACGGCGACAUGCCGGCCGUCGAGGUCACCACGGCGCCCGCCGUCGUGGCGCCCUUGACCAUGGCCGCCACCAGCUCGCCGCGCGCCGUGCCCGGGGCCAACAUGCCGGCCUUUAGCGCGCAGGCGCUAGCCGACCUGGGCCGGCCCGUCCACGCCACCUACGAGUACCAGAGCACCUUCGACAUGACCCUGAUCGACGCACCAGGCCUGGCGUUCCGGUCGGGCACGAAGGCCGAGAUGAGCGAAACGGAGAAUGCCGUGCGCAAGCUGAUCGCGCCGUCCAACCGCAUCAUUCUCGUGGUGGAGGAGUUCAUCGACGCCCAGAGCGAGAGCGCGAGCUACGCGCGCAACUACCUGCUGGACCUGGUCAAGGAAUACGACCCGACCUUCUCGCGGACGGUCUUCGCCUACUCCAAGUUCUACCACCUCAUGAAGAACUUCACCUCGCCCGAGGAGGUCAACAAGCAGCUCUCGCUGCGGCCGCACAAUUCGUUCUACAUCAGCUUGUUCAACGACGCCGUGCGGUCCAAGCUCACCAACAAGGAGGACUUCCAGAAGAAGGUCAUCAACUGCUACUACCGCGACCUCAUGAUCCUCGAGAAGCUCGGCUACGACAAGAGCUUGAAGAAGCGUCUGGGCGUGAACAGGCUGCGCCGCUACCUGCUGGAGCUGACGUGGAAGAAGCACAAGGAGCUCAUCCCUCAGAUUCCGGCGCUGAUCGACACCCUGAGCCAGAAGACCGCCGAUCGGCGGGUCAACAUCCAGCGACAGCUCGAGGCCGCCGUGCAGGAGCUCGAGACCGACCGCGCGGGCCGCAUCACCAAGCUGCGCUUCAUCGCCGGCAAGUACUCCAACGAGUUCCUAGCCACCAUCUUCUACUCCCUCGAGAGCAACUUCUCCGCCGUCUUCAACAUCACCGGCGCGCUCUCCGACUACGAUCUCUUUGACAAGUCGCGUGGAAUGGUGGGUCUGGCGGACACGGCGCUGCUGACCAAGGACCGCCGCUGGCGCACGCCCUUCUGGGACAAUUGCCUGGGCUCCGGCGGCGCGCAGCUGCGCAAGCUGCUCACCGAGUUCCGCGGCUUCGUCGAGAACCUCGAGUUCCACCUCAACCUGCUCGAGCUGCAGGCCAUCCCCCUCUCCGAUCGCCUGUCGCCCCACGAGUUCAUGACCAAGGCGGCCGAGGUGGCCGAGACCAAGUUCCGCGAGGCCUUUGCGCCCUUCGUGGACAAGCUCUUCCGCCGCACGCUCAAGAUCUUCCAGCGGCUGUGCGCCAUCGUCGACACCACCCUCAAGCGCAAGUCCACCACCACCGGCCGCCCGGCCUCGUCGCCCUUUGCCUCGUCGCUCAACGCCUACCGCUUCUCCGCCUACACCACCUCAGCUUCAUCUUCUUCUCCUUCAUCAUCAUCUCCUUCAUCUUCUUCUUCGCCCACCAUGAACCGCGGCUCGUCGACAAAUAAUGGCCAAGGUGGCGAUGGUGGUGCCUUCAAGGGGGUGAACGAGAUGUACAACGACCUGCUGCUGGGCCGCAAGCUCAAGUACUCGUCGCCCCAGCUGGCCUUCUGCGUGCGCGACCACUUCUACAGCCACGUGAAGAAGGUGGUGGCGCUGGCCCAGGAGAAGUGCCUCGAGGAGCUGCGCUGCCGUCGGUUGGUCUACUUCCCCACUCUGCUGACCGACGAGCGCAUCCGGACCUACGCCACGCCUCUGCCGUCGCUCACCACCUCGUCCCGCCUGCGCGGCAGCUUCCUCAUCCCGCGCGGCGACGACGAGCCCAAGCGCAAGGGCAGCCUCAUCGCCAGGCGCCCCAGCGAAUUCACCGGUGGACAGGAUGGGCACCUGCACCCCUCCGGUUCGCCCCUGGCGCUGGAGCUGCGCAAGCGCUCUGUGGGCGGCGACCUGUCGGACAAGACCACCACGCCGCCGCCGACGCCCAACAACAACGCCCGCGGCGGUGCGGCGGGCACCUCGUCGCCCGGCUCGCCCCGCGUGUCGGCCCGCGACGAGCCGGGACCUCCAUCGGGCGGCCAGCUGGGCGUGACCGUGCCCUCGCCCGGCUCCGGCUCGGGUUCGGGCGUGGGCUCGACCAGCGGCGGCCCGGGACCCGACCGCGGCCUGGGCCUGCUCGGUAUGCGCAACUCGUCGAUCGGCUCGCUCACCACCGCCUCGUCGGCGCCCAGCACGCCCAAGGGGCCGCCCCGCAAUACGCUCCUGUCGGACUCGAUGGAGCGCCUCCUGACCUCGUCCCCGCCGGGGAGCACCCACCACGCUGGCGGAGGUGGUGGGUCGUCGCGCUCGCUGCUGAGCAGCUGGCAGGACACCGAGGACAAGCUGAAGAAGGACUUUGUGCCGCUGGCCUCGCGCUACUUCAACGACAUCAGGGACCGCGUGGCCCGUAACACCCUCCUCAAGUUCCAGGAGUUCUGCCUCGUCCCUCUGUUGUAUGAGAAGAGCGUGUUGACGAGCGCCAUGCAACGCAAGCUGGCCGAGCUGAACGACGAAGCGAUUGAGAAGCUGUUCGACGUCGGCCUCUACCUCGACCAGCUCAAGUCAGAACUGGCCAAGCUGGACGAGGUGCUCAAGGUGUGCGAGGAGAGGCGAGCCCUCUUCCAGAGCCUCCAGCCCGACUUCUGCCACCCCGCCAUGACGAGCAGCACCACCAGCGAGCCCACCAAGAACUAA